ACAGGCGAAUAUCUUCAUGCAUCAUUACGGUGUGAAAGAUCAAGGCAAUGUGGACCCCGCUCAGGACCCCCAUGGAGAGCUGCAGGGUCAAAAUGUGCUGAUUGUGCGUUACUCCGUGGAGCUCACCGCUGCUCACUUUGGCAUCAGCGUGGACAGACUGUCUGAGCUGCUGUCCGAUGCCAGAGCCAAGCUGGCCGAGGUACGGAGAGCACGCCCACCUCCUCACCUGGACACCAAAAUGCUAGCUUCCUGGAAUGGACUGAUGCUGUCCGGGUUUGCACGUGUCGGAGCCGUGCUGGGCGACAAGGCUCUGCUGGAAAGAGCUGAGCGAGCAGCUUGUUUUCUCCAAGAACACCUGUGGGACGAAGAGGGCCAGAGGAUUCUCCAUUCCUGUUACCGUGGAGAUAAUAUGGAGGUGGAGCAAGCUGCAUCUCCCAUUGCAGGCUUCCUGGAUGACUACGCCUUUGUGGUGUGUGGGCUGCUGGACCUGUUUGAGGCCACGCAAAGGGUCCGCUGGCUGCAGUGGGCCGAAGGACUCCAGCUGAGGCAGGAUCAGCUCUUCUGGGAUUCCCAGGGCAGCGGCUACUUCUGCAGCGACCCCUCAGAUCCGACGCUGCUGUUAGCUCUCAAACAGGAUCAGGACGGUGCAGAACCCAGUGCGAACUCUGUCUCAGCCAUGAACUUGCUGCGACUCUCCCACCACACAGGCCGGCAGGACUGGAUACAACGCUCACAGCAAUUACUGACUGCCUUCUCUGAUAGACUGAUUAAGGUGCCAGUUGCCCUGCCAGACAUGGUCCGCAGUGUCAUGGCCCAGCAUUACACCCUUAAGCAGGUAACUGCAGUCUCGUCCACAACUACUGAAUAG
This is a messenger RNA of Sinocyclocheilus anshuiensis, 868 nucleotides long. Its product is annotated as spermatogenesis-associated protein 20-like. The coding region runs from base 17 to 868 and encodes 283 amino acids. Gene Ontology annotation, biological process: carbohydrate metabolic process. The transcript is spliced from 6 exons. The record is from RefSeq and is a predicted model, not a curated record. NCBI's taxonomy places the organism in Eukaryota, Metazoa, Chordata, Actinopteri, Cypriniformes, Cyprinidae.